Blastomyces dermatitidis ER-3 is the source of this 1446-nucleotide messenger RNA. RefSeq lists its product as uncharacterized. Gene Ontology annotation, biological process: protein transport; vesicle-mediated transport; ribosome biogenesis. Lineage: Eukaryota; Fungi; Ascomycota; Eurotiomycetes; Onygenales; Ajellomycetaceae. The record is from RefSeq and is a predicted model, not a curated record. Bases 1 to 1446 code for a protein of 481 amino acids. Gene Ontology annotation, cellular component: intracellular membrane-bounded organelle; ribonucleoprotein complex. The transcript is spliced from 6 exons.
AUGAUCAAUGCCGUGUUGGUCUUUAAUAAUAGUGGUCAGCCACGACUGACCAAAUUCUAUACACAACUGGACACCCAAACACAACAAUCCCUCAUCGCUCAAAUAUACAACCUCGUCUCCCAACGCCCCUCUUCCGCCUGCAACUUCCUCCCACUUCCCCCGCUCCUCGCCGAGGGCGCCAGCUCCAACACCUCCAACACCAGUUUCUCCGACGCCCCCACCCAAAUCACCUACCGAACAUAUGCCACCUUAUCAUUCAUCCUAAUAUCCACCUCGACGGAAUCGCCUCUAGCCCUCAUCGACCUGAUCCAAGUCGUCGUCGAAGCGCUGGACCGCCUGUUCGAGAACGUGUGCGAGUUGGACCUGAUAUUCGGAUUCGAGACCAUGCACGCUGUGCUUGGCGAAAUGAUUGUUGGCGGGGUUGUGGUGGAGACGAAUCUUGAGCGGAUCGUGCAGGGUGUGAAAAGUCAGGAGGGGUCGAAGGGGAAGCGGAGGGCCGUUGAGGCUGGGAGCGGGGCGAUUGGAAGGGCGGGCAUUCCAGGGCUAGGGCCCAACCGAGCUAUGCACAUCAGCUUCGACUUCAUCUUGAGUUUGAUUCUUCUCUUCUUCAUUCCUCUCCUUGUCCCCGUCAACCAACGAAUUCACGACAACACCGACAAAAUGCCUCCCAAGGGAAAGAAAGUUGCUGCCGCCCCCUUCCCCCAGGGGAAGGCUGGUGCUAAGAAGGCUCCCAAGAACCCUCUUCUUGAGAAGCGACCCCGCAACUUCGGCAUUGGCCAAGACAUCCAGCCCAAGCGCAACCUCUCGCGCAUGGUGAAGUGGCCCGAGUAUGUCCGCCUCCAGCGCCAGAAGAAAAUUUUGAACCUCCGCCUCAAGGUUCCCCCUGCGAUCGCCCAAUUCCAGAAUACAUUGGACCGCAACACCGCCGCUCAAGCCUUCAAGCUCCUCAACAAGUACCGCCCAGAGUCGAAGGCUGAGAAGAAGGAGCGUCUACACAAGGAGGCCACCGCUGUUGAGGCUGGCCAGAAGAAGGAGGACGUCAGCAAGAAGCCUUAUGCCGUCAAGUACGGUCUCAACCACGUUGUUGGCCUGAUCGAGAACAAGAAGGCUUCCCUCGUCCUCAUCCCCAACGAUGUCGAUCCGAUUGAACUUGUUGUUUUCCUCCCCGCCCUCUGCCGCAAGAUGGGCGUCCCCUACGCCAUCAUCAAGGGCAAGGCCAGACUUGGAACUGUCGUCCACAAGAAGACUGCUGCCGUCCUUGCUCUGACCGAGGUCCGCGCCGAGGACAAGACGGAGCUCUCUAAGCUCGUCUCCGCCAUCAAGGAGGGUUACAGCGACAAAUACGAGGAGAGCAAGCGCCGAUGGGGUGGUGGUAUCAUGGGUGCCAAGGCCGUUGCCAAACAAGUCAAGAAGCGCAAGGCCAUCGAAAACGCCAUUAAGAUUUAA